AUGCACCUCACCACUUGCCUCACCGCAUUGGCCCUCGCCAGCAUGGCAGUGGCGGACCAGGCCAUCCAUAUUGAUGGUGUGGGAUGCGGUCUCUUCAACGGUAAUGGCGGGGUGGAAGUCGCGGACAAAGCCCGUGUCACCAUUACUAGCUCCGGCAACGGAAUUUUGACCUGCAAGGCCGAGGUGGACCCGCCGGCGAGUGGGAAAGCUGUGACCUACAGCCGCAAGAAUGUGAACGAGCUUUGUGGUGUGAACGGUGGUUUGACGGACGACUGGCACGAGACGGUCAGUGCCAGUGGGCAGGCCACCCUUACCUGUCGUAUCAAACAAUGA
Messenger RNA from Aspergillus fijiensis CBS 313.89, 333 nucleotides. RefSeq lists its product as uncharacterized. The record is from RefSeq and is a predicted model, not a curated record. Lineage: Eukaryota; Fungi; Ascomycota; Eurotiomycetes; Eurotiales; Aspergillaceae. Bases 1 to 333 code for a protein of 110 amino acids. The transcript has 2 exons.